Molecule: messenger RNA, 210 nt
Organism: Gongylonema pulchrum
Lineage: Eukaryota; Metazoa; Nematoda; Chromadorea; Rhabditida; Gongylonematidae
Source: the annotation of a GenBank genome assembly
AUGGCGAAAAAUUUGCAGAGUUCAGUGAUCGCGCUGAAUAAAUUGAUAGUUCGCGAUGUACCCAGGAGUACAAAGUUGUUCUUUUUGGUAGCCGAUGAUCCAUGCUUUGAUUUAUUUGUUGUGAGUUUUUCUUCCAAAGCAGUUGUCGAGCAAUGGAAACAGAUAAUUGAAACAUCCAAGCAGAAUGCUCCGAAACGAGGUUUGUGCUGA